UAUAGACAGAGGCAGGGCUGGAAGUGACGACAUUCCGGGGCGGGCUGAGCGGUGUGUUGUGUGCGGGUGUGGGAAGUGAUCGGGGAAUCCCAUUGAAGAGCGGAGGGCGCCCGGUACCCGGGGGAAGAGGCAGCGCCAUGUCCAUGGAGGAUCCGUUCUUCGUGGUGAAGGGGGAGGUCCAGAAGGCAGUGAACACAGCACAGGGUCUGUUCCAGCGAUGGACAGAUCUUCUUCAGGAUCCUUCGAUUGCCACCAGAGAGGAGCUGGACUGGACUACUAAUGAACUACGUAACAACCUGAGGAGUGUUGAGUGGGACCUUGAGGACCUCGAUGAGACGAUUAGUAUUGUUGAAUCCAAUCCCCGCAAGUUCAGUCUGGAUCCAGCAGAGAUGAGGCAGAGAAAAGCUUUUAUCAGCGAAACCCGGCAGUGUGUCAAGGAAAUGAAGGAUCAAAUGACUAGUCCAUCUGUUCAGGCCUUAGCUGAAAAGAAAAACCGGCAGGCACUUUUAGGAGAAGGGACACGACAGGGCUGGAACAGUGAACCAGACAAGUAUAAAGGGCUGGACCAGGACAUCCAAUCAGCAAAUUCACAAUUUUUAGAUGGACAGGUUUCACAGCAACAGAUGAUCAUGGAACAGCAGGACGAGGAAUUGGAGCUGGUGUCUGGGAGUAUUGGAGUGCUGAAGAAUAUGUCACAUCGCAUUGGCAAUGAGCUGGAUGAACAAGCUGUGAUGCUGGAUGACUUUUCACAUGAACUGGACACAACACAGUCUCGUAUGGACAAUGUCUUGAAGAAACUGGCAAAGGUGUCUCACAUGACAAGUGAUCGGCGGCAGUGGUGCGCCAUCAUUGUGCUUUUUGCUCUGCUGCUCGUGGUUUUGAUUCUGUUCUUCGCUCUGUGACCUGCAAGAAAGUUCCUCCCAUUGGAAUUCCCACAAUGCAUUUUACAGUAUCACAAUGAACUAAGGUGUAUGAAUGUGUGAUUGGCAUGACAAAUGAGCAUUCGUGAUUUUUGAAACCAAGUGACUGCAAGCCACCGCAUCCUCUUCAGGAAGCACAGGACUCCAAGGCGUCCCCUGAUUAUUUUUUAUUGGGCACUUGCUACAACGUGCAGAGUGCCCGACAUUUUCCUGCUUUUA
Molecule: messenger RNA, 1139 nt
Organism: Nanorana parkeri
Lineage: Eukaryota; Metazoa; Chordata; Amphibia; Anura; Dicroglossidae
Gene: STX6
Product: syntaxin 6
Exons: 8
Coding region: 138-902 (254 amino acids)
Biological process (GO): Golgi vesicle transport; intracellular protein transport; vesicle fusion
Cellular component (GO): SNARE complex; synaptic vesicle membrane; endomembrane system
Molecular function (GO): SNARE binding; SNAP receptor activity
Source: RefSeq, a predicted model, not a curated record